CGGGCCAAAUCUGGCCACAUUGCUUCCGUGUGUUUAUGAGUAGAGUGUAUCUGAUCCCAAGCUUUUUUGAAAUUAGAGUUUAUUGAAAAGUAUAAUAAAAUUAACAUUUCUCGAAUCAAAUACAUAGGUAAACAAUGGAGGAAGAUAAUGAACGUCGACUUACUUUAUGCGGUAAAAGUUCUCAGCCUAUUGAGCGAAAGUUGCGAAUAUUUCCGGUAAAACACGUGUUUAGUCUGACGUCAAAUGCUGACGGUCGAGUAGAUCUGGUGGAUUGUCCGGAAAUAUUAAAAUUACUUGUUAUAUAUAUGCAAUACCAUUCUGCAUCUCAGCAAAACCGCAAGAAAGCUGCACUAUCAUUGGUAAAUAUUACUGGAGAUGAAGCAGGAGCUGAGGCAAUACUGAAUCUAUCAAAGUUGCUAAUACCGGAACAACAAUAUGUAUUUAACAUGAAUAUUGUAGAAGUUUGCAUGAAGUCUAUACUGAAUAAAUUUAGUUUUAUAGCGGAUGAAUGUUGUAUGAUACUUUCCAAUAUAACUAGAAUUUAUCAUUUAGUGGAUCGAGUAGUUGAAUCCAUUGAACAAAACGGUUGGACCUGGAAUACGAUAUUAUCUGCACUUAUAACAAAGAAUUAUAAUGCUAACAAUGCUGAAAUGCAUUAUCUUGCAUCUGUUAUUAAUAAUCUUAGCCAAUCAUCAUGUGUAAGAAGGAAACUGAUGGAUCCACAACACCGUAUUAUUCACCGUCUCUGUCGCUACAUACAGUGUUAUGAUGAAAUUAGACAACGUGGUAUUGUUGGUACUUUAAAAAAUUGUACUUUUGAAACAGACAGCCAUGACUGGUUGCUAAAUUCAGAUGUACAUAUAUUACCACGUUUGUUAUUGCCUCUUGCUGGUCCAGAAGAGUUUGAAGCAAAAGAUGUUGCAAAAUUGCCGAAUGAAUUACAAUAUCUUCCUGAAACAAAGCAACGAGAUCGUAAUCCAGAAAUCAGGCUAAUGCUUUUAGAAGCAUUAAAUCAACUUUGUGCAACAAAACUUGGUAGAGAAUAUUUAAGAGAAAAAAACACAUACAUAAUACUUAGGGAAUUUCACAAAUGGGAGAAGGAUAACAAAUGUUUACUAGCCUGUGAAAAUGUUAUUGAUAUUUUGAUAAAAACCGAGGAAGAAAUUGGGGUAGAUAAUUUAAAGGAAGUAGAGGUACCAUCUGAAUGUACGGAAAAGUUUUACAAGAUGGAUCAAGACUUUAUUGAAGAUACAUAGUGCAAAAGUUUGUAUUGUAAGAAUCUUUAGAAUUUAUAGAACUGUGAAGCAUUAAUGAAUUAACUUAGAUUAGAAACA
This is a messenger RNA of Linepithema humile (Argentine ant), 1334 nucleotides long. RefSeq names its product protein HGH1 homolog. The record is from RefSeq and is a predicted model, not a curated record. NCBI's taxonomy places the organism in Eukaryota, Metazoa, Arthropoda, Insecta, Hymenoptera, Formicidae.